Molecule: messenger RNA, 387 nt
Organism: Ilex paraguariensis (yerba mate)
Lineage: Eukaryota; Viridiplantae; Streptophyta; Magnoliopsida; Aquifoliales; Aquifoliaceae
Source: the annotation of a GenBank genome assembly
GGUGCUUUUGUCUUGGUCUUAAAAUGGGUCUCGGAUCUUCUGCAUAUCUUCAAGAAAAUUUCUGAUUCUUAUGAGUUUAUGGGGUGUGUGGUUACAAUUAGUUGGGUCAUUUGGAAUACCAUGAACAAUUUUGUGUUUAACCAUGUUGUUCCUAAUGCCCUUGUCACUUUGUUAUGGGCUCAGUGCUUAUGGUUUGAGACGGUGUGCUAUGCUAUGGGGAGACAUAUGGUGAUAGCAGUUGGUUUGCCUCAUCUGCAGCAACGAUUAAUGGACUGCCCAGGUCAGCUCCAAUCUUUGUCUUUGUGUUGUGAUGGUGCAUUCAAAAAGGCUGAAGUUGCGAUUGGGGUGAUCCUCAAAGAUUUUAAUGGGACACUGGAGGAUGGUAUA